Messenger RNA from Dioscorea cayenensis subsp. rotundata (Guinea yam), 3079 nucleotides. RefSeq names its product G-type lectin S-receptor-like serine/threonine-protein kinase LECRK3. The record is from RefSeq and is a predicted model, not a curated record. Gene Ontology annotation, molecular function: protein serine/threonine kinase activity; ATP binding. Lineage: Eukaryota; Viridiplantae; Streptophyta; Magnoliopsida; Dioscoreales; Dioscoreaceae. Gene Ontology annotation, biological process: protein phosphorylation.
AACUUAGUCAGGAAAUGGUGUAACAUUCAAAAUGCGACAAACAACUGCGUUAUGUGCCAUAAAGAAUGGGAAACAACAGACCACCUCCUUCUUAGAUGUGAAUUUGCUAAACAAAUCCGGAUGUACUUCACACAAAUUAUAAACUCACGCUCAUUUUCUGAGGUUUGUACGACUUGGAUUACAUCCAUUGAUUCAAGACACCGAACCUUAUGAGACCUGCUUCCAAGAAAAUUCUGUUGGAAUAUCAGGCUCGAAAAUUUUUUGAAUCUCUGACGAUGUUGGGACAAUACCUCGGACGUCGACCAGAGACUUUGACUUAAGCCAUGCGGCAGAAUAGUCAACAAACAUGAGUUUUCCAUUUGUCUCUACAAAUGAUCUUCAUCCACAGCAACAAUUCAGGAAGAAGAAGUAGAAAGACAGUUCAGAAUGAGAAAGAUGAUGAUAAAAUCUUCUUCUCUCCAUCCUCUUCUUCUACUACUCUUACUGCAACUCACUCAGCUUCUACUGAUCCUAAGCUAUUUCCCACAACUAACAAGAGCUCAGACAUACCAGAACAUAAGCUCAGACACCACCCUCACCACCUCUGGCACCAUCACCAGUGUCCUCUCCCCCUCCGGUGACUUCGCUUUUGGCUUCACUCCCCUACCAUCAAACGGUAACACCACCACCGAUCUCUUCCUCCUGGCCAUUUGGUUAGCCAAGACUGCAGACAAAGCCAUAGUCUGGACAGCCAAUGGCAACAGCCCAGCACCUGCUGGUUCCACACUCAGCCUCAGCUCCAAUGGCCAGCUCUUACUAACAGGCCCUGAUGGAGAUACCAUCUUCUCCUCCUCCGCCUCGGGCGGCUCCCACGCAGCCAUGCUCGACACUGGAAACUUAGUCCUUGUCGAUGCCAACUCCAGCGACCUCAUUUGGCAGAGCUUUAAUUUCCCUACUGACACAAUCCUCCCCACACAAGUCCUCAGCCUUAUUAAUGCUUUUAUUAACACUCAGCUACAGUCCAAACUCACCAGCACCAACUACUCUAGCGGCCGGUUCAUCUUCAGCCUAAAAGGCGGAGAUGUCUCACUACGGCAACUCGCCAGCCCCAUCAACGCCAAUCAAUCCUAUAAUUCAUACUGGUCUACAUCCACCUCCGGCUCUGGAUCUAAACUCAUCUUCGACCCCCUAGGCAUCGUCUACUUGGAGCUAAUUAAUAAUACAAGGAUAAACAUAACUUCAGCAGGUGUGGGAUCAAAUACGGCUGCUGAUUUCUAUCAACGUGCAACUUUGGACUUCGAUGGAGUCUUCAGACAUUAUGUUUACCACAAGGGCAGCAAUGGCAGCUGGGCACAGGGAUGGACCUCACAAGGUCAUGUUCCAGAUGAUAUAUGCCGGGCAAUUACUAAUGAUGUCGGAAGUGGAGCUUGCGGCUUCAAUAGCUACUGUCAAUUGGAUGGGGAUCAAAGAGCAGUGUGCCAGUGCCCAUCCAAAUACUCCUUUAUAGACAGCAGCAAUGAGUACAGAGGUUGCAUGCCGGACUUUGUGGCGCAGAGGUGUGAUGUUGAUGACUCUGCACGGUUUCAGCUCGUGGAGAUGGUGAACACUGACUGGCCAUUAUCAGACUAUGAGCAUUACACUCCGAUUGUUGAAGACCAGUGCAGAGACUAUUGUUUAAGUGAUUGCUUCUGUGCAGUGGCAAUCUUCAGAAAUGGAGAAUGUUGGAAGAAGAAACUGCCUCUCUCCAAUGGAAAGAUCGGCGGGUAUGUUGGAGGAAAGGCUCUCAUCAAAGUAACAAAGGAUAAUGCUUCUUCUUACGAGCCCGGGACAAUCACAACCAUUGUAGUCAAGAAGAAUGACCGAAAAGGUCUGAUAAUUGCUGGCUCUUCGCUCCUCGGAGGUUCAGUAUUCAUUAACAUUCUAUUCGUGGUGGCCAUAUUGUUUAUGAUCUUCUGCUAUCCUUGUAAACGAAAGCACCCUCAUCAUCAAGAUGUCUCCAAUGUUUCGGAGCACGGUCUUCGUUGUUUUACUUACGAAGAGCUCCGAGAGGCCACAAAUGGCUUUAGUGAGGAACUGGGCAGUGGAGCAUUCAGCACGGUUUACAAGGGGGCUUUCUUGAACGGGAAGGACAGUAUUUGCAUUGCGGUCAAGAAGUUAAACAAGGUGUGCCAAGAUGUUAAUAAAGAAUUCUUGGCAGAAGUCAGAUCAAUUGGACAGACGCACCACAAGAAUCUGGUCAGGUUGUUGGGAUACUGCAAUGAAGAGGAGAACAGGCUUCUAGUCUACCAGUUUAUGAGCAAUGGUUCAUUGACGAGUUUCCUCUUCGGAGAGAUGAAGCUGGAAUGGAACAGGCGAGUGAAAAUUAUCUUGGGCGUGGCAAGAGGGCUCCUUUACUUGCAUGAAGAGUGCAUCACACCUAUCAUACAUUGUGACAUAAAGAGUCAAAACAUACUCUUGGAUGACAACCUGGUGGCGAAGAUCUCAGAUUUUGGAAUGGCAAAGCUACUGGGAGCUAAUCAGACACGAACAAACACGGGCAUUAGAGGGACUAGAGGUUUUGUUGCGCCGGAGUGGUUCAAGAGCAUGCCAAUUACGGUGAAGGUUGAUGUGUAUAGCUUUGGAGUGAUGUUGCUAGAGACCAUCUGCUGCAGGAAACACUUGGAGGAGAGUGAGAACGAGGAAGCAGUGGUGCUGGUUUACUGGGCGUAUGAUUGCUACAGAGAGGGGAGAUUGGAUAUCUUGGUUGGAAGUGAGAGAGAAGCGUUGCUUGACAUGAGAAGGGUGGAAAGAUUUGUGAUGGUGGCCAUUUGGUGCAUCCAGGAAGACCCAUCACUCAGGCCUACAAUGCCAAAGGUGGUACUGAUGCUUGAAGGCUCUGUUUCUGUUCCUGUGCCCCCUGAUCCUUCUUCCUACAUGAGCUCAAUCCAAGAAGAAAGAUUUCUCCCUAGUUAAUGUAUGGACUCUAGAGAAUAUCCAGACUUGUAGGAUAUGAACCAAGUUAUGUUCUAAUGUUCUUGAUCUGUGUGUGAUCCUGUAAAGUUAUUGUACAUCAACUUGUGUUUUUCUUGAGAAAUAAGAUGGACAUGGCACUUUAUUAGAA